AACACAUCCAUCGUCCUCACAUCCUCGCUCACUCCUUGUAUACUUUCAGAGUUUCAGUGCCCCUCACCUCACUGCUGAGAGUGCCAGCUGACGACAGAGCUGCAUCUUUUCACUAGCCAGAGAAUUUGUUUUGCCAAGUCUGCAACCGCAGAGAGAUCCGAGAGAUGUCGACGGUGACCCGUGCAUCCCUUGAUCAGAAGCUUGCCCUCGCCAAGCGAUGCUCGCGAGAGGCGACCCUUGCCGGAGCCAAGGCGGCAGCUGUGGCAACUAUCGCCUCCGCGAUUCCUACUCUUGCGAGCGUGAGGAUGCUGCCAUGGGCGAAGGCCAACAUCAACCCCACAGGCCAGGCACUCAUCAUCUCAACAGUUGCUGGGAUGGCCUACUUCAUCGCCGCCGACAAGAAGAUCCUCUCGCUGGCGAGGCGCCACUCUUUCGAGGGCGCACCGGAGCACCUCAGGAACACCUCCUUCCAGGGCACCGGUCGCCCACACCCGGCUUUCUUCAGGCCAUGAGAAUGAGAUGAGACAUGCAUGCGCCGAGUUAAUUACCUCUUCAAUUCGUCGUCAGUACGAGCACCAGAGAUCUCGUCGAUGUCUGAAUAAACAGCUGCUAGGCUGAUGAUGCUCUAGCAUCGCACUAAACAUCGAUGAACUAGUAAUAGUACUUAGUGUUGUAAUUACCUUGUACUAUUGUUGCUCAAUUCAGAAAAUAUAAUGAAUGCAAAUUUAACUUCUGUUUAGUUACCAA
Sorghum bicolor (sorghum) is the source of this 747-nucleotide messenger RNA. RefSeq names its product early nodulin-93. The record is from RefSeq and is a predicted model, not a curated record. Bases 165 to 512 code for a protein of 115 amino acids. The transcript has 3 exons. NCBI's taxonomy places the organism in Eukaryota, Viridiplantae, Streptophyta, Magnoliopsida, Poales, Poaceae.